Messenger RNA from Salvelinus sp. IW2-2015, 2978 nucleotides. RefSeq names its product WASH complex subunit 3 (gene washc3). Lineage: Eukaryota; Metazoa; Chordata; Actinopteri; Salmoniformes; Salmonidae. The record is from RefSeq and is a predicted model, not a curated record. Gene Ontology annotation, cellular component: WASH complex. Gene Ontology annotation, biological process: actin filament polymerization; exocytosis.
CAGAAACCCAGCCUAAAACCACAAACAGCAAGCAAUGCAGGUGUAGAAGCAUCAUAACAAUUUUGUUUGAAACCGGGCAGAGACUCUUCCUGCCUGUUGAACUAGGUUGAAUUGGCAUGUACUGGGCUUUCAGACUUGUUUACGAUCAGGUGGGCAGUACUAGGCAUGGACUAUGGCUACAGUUUGCUCUUAGGUCAGGUUAGAGGGUUUCAUUUCUGGCUGACAUCAGGUUUAARGGGCUCUUAUUUCAGACAAGUCCAUUCAAAUCAAACGRUUGGAAUCGUUUUAGAGUUCAGAUUGAGGUCGUUGGACAGCAUUUUCGGUUUCCUUUGUUUUGUUUUUCAUUGGUUCUGCUGCUUUCCUAUGUAGUAAUAGUUCACAACUAAUCAGGCAUGAUCCAAUGCAACACAUGUACACUCACAUUGUGGGUUGUCUCCAAAAUACUAUAGAAUCUGAGGCGCCAUCAAAAUUAAGUUGUCAAAUAAUUUGUGUAUGAUGGCUUUAUCCAUUAACUYAUCAUCUCUGCAAACCAUAUUACAGUAACUAAGUCCUCCUUGCCUGGAUCAACAUAAUUGGGGCUUGUUUUGAGACGCUGCACAUUUAUUAACCAUUAUACUGUACUCCCUCCUUGUGGUGUAUUGAACACACUGCAUUUGUGGCAAUGAACUGUUAACCCUCCAGUUCAGGUGAUGGAGGUAUGCACCUUCAGCCUUGGGUUCAUUUUGAUUUCCAAUAAAGAAGAAGAAAAACUAAGCACCUCAUUGGCUGAUAUACCCGGAAGAGCAGAAUAAUAAUGACGUCCGUUUUGGAUCACAGUGAAGUCACAUGAAGCGUAUUACAAUUCCCAUCUCUCUUUUGCAGAUUGUCAGUAAAAUAUUACUAUUAAACAAAGUAAUAGCGAGUUGACCGUUAGUUUGCCAAAACGAUAAAAACAUGGACGAGGACGGUUUACCGAUUGUGGGAUCGGGAAUAGAUCUGACCAAGGUCCCAGCCAUACAACAGAGGAGAGUCGUUGCCUAUCUCAACCAGUUCAUUGUGCACACUGUUCGGUUCCUCAAUCGUUUUUCGACAGUUUGCGAAGAGAAACUUGCAUGCAUAUCUCUUCGGAUACAGCAGAUUGAAACUACCCUCAGCAUUUUGGAAGCAAAGCUAUCCUCUAUUCCUGGUUUGGAGGAUGUCAGGGUGGCGGGUGUUGGUCAGCGGCCAGCUACAGAGGUCAAUGGUCCAGUCGCAGUUGUGGUCCCAAGUCAACCAGAGACCCCUAUAGCUUUGGCUGUGCCAUUGCCRCCWCCUGAGGCCUCUCCAAACAUACCAGACCCAAGAGCAGCAGAGGCAGCAGGAGACAAUAGGAUGACUGUGGCCAAGGACCCACGCUAUGCCAGAUAUCUCAAGAUGGUGCAAGUGGGUGUUCCAGUUAUGGCGAUAAAGAAUAAAAUGGUCCAGGAAGGUUUGGAUCCAAACCUGCUUGACACACCAGAUGCACCUGUGCCUGAUGCCGUCAAAAAGAACACACUAGAUCAAGAUGAUGACAGUGACGAUGGCAGUGACUCAUCUUUCAGCGAUUGAUCUGCUGUUUUAGCCAUGAAGCUGCCUAUAGGGAACUUCCUUCCCUGUCAUCUGUGCUCCAGGCCUUUUCCACUGUGCUGCUGCAGGGGCACAGAWGGAYUAGAUGCCAGUGUGUGCUUGACAGGCAGAACUACAGUGCUACCAGACAAAGUCCCACUUCUGUGGAUGAUCUCCAGGGAGGCAUGGGACUKACAAAAGCAGGCAGAUUAAGUAUCUGAAAUGCAUUGUAGAUUGAGUGAAUGUAAACGAGAAAGAGUUUGAUCAUGUUUGUAUCCAGGUCAGCCACUGAUCUUGUGGAUGUUAUAUUUUUGUUUCCAUUUCUUCUCCUGAAACAUUUGAUUGGACAUGGUGUGUCUUUAUGUAGUUUAGCAGUAAAACAGAUGGAAUGACAACCAUGGAAAGUAUCAACCAGAUAAUCGAUUAGUAAUUGAUCAUUCUUUCCUUUAGACUGCACCUGGGCAWACAUGCCUCUGCCCCUUUUGUCAAUAUCAUGUGAACAUUGUAAUGCCUUUGAAAGAGAUUGUGUGGCAGCAGGUAGCCUAGCGGUUGAGAGAGUUGAGCCAGUAACCGGAAUGUUGCUGGUUGGAAUCCCCGAGUCAACAAUCUGUCUGCCCUUGAGCAAGGCACUUAUUGCUCCUGUAAGUCGCUCUGGAUAAGAGUGUCUGCUAAAAGACAAAAAUGUAAUUGUGCUUUAGUCACAUUUGUUUUAUUUUGACAGUGAUGUCUGCAUGUUACACUUGUGAGAGGGGGAUAUGUUGUAUCAUUUCCAUAAUAAUGUUUGACAACAUUUGAUGAGUACUGCUUUACACUACAACUGCUGUAUGAAGAAUGUCAUGCAGAAAUGUUGACUGUUCUCUGGCCGAUUCGUCAUUUUUAAUUGAGACAUUAAGCUGCGAAAUGUAACUGUUCCUGGAGUGAACAAUGUGAAGAACAAAUUAAGGAAAUUGCACUUUUGGGUAAAUAUAUCAUGGGAAAAAACACCACUAGUUGUGAGCAAUGUGUCAAUUGCAAUGGUACUGUGUAUUGCAGUAGUACCUAAUGUGAAUUCACCUCAAUCUUCUAAAAUGAUGCAACUUAAUCCCAGAUCUAACCAUGUUAGCAAGCCUUUCAGGCCCUUGGAUCCCACUGUUGUGAAGGCAUUAUGCCUUGGCCUUUAAGUCAAGAGAGUUUUAUACAACAUCCCUUUUAUCCAAACAAAUGCUCAGAGAUCCAAAUCAUCUUCACAUUGUUUGUAGUCGUCUCUGGACAGAACACUGCAGUGAURGRAGUUUUUCAAUUGAUUAUGAAAGAGGGUAGAUGGAGAGGUGUUAGACUGGAAAGCACUUUGUUCACAAGCGCAAGGCAAGCAGCAUUGAGAUCUGUGUGUUUAUGCAGUUUAGCCUGAAAAAUAAAGAACACAUUUUGCCUAAAAA